AUGGUCGCUUUGUAUGGUUUGCCAACUUGCAUGUCUGUGUUUUAGAGUUCUUUGUUUUCGUAAAUUGUUAAUUAUAGUCUAACGUUUAGGCCAAAACAUAUACUACUCUUUAUCGUACCGCAUAUGCAUGAAUUUAUAUAAUAUAAACAUAAUUUGUGGUGUGCAAGAAAGAUGUCAUCGGUAAUGUGAGUGCAUUCUACGAGCAUUUUUAUUUCAUGGGAUUAUGACGUCUAUGUUUCCUAUUUGGAUUUGCAGAGACUAAAGAAUAUAAGCCGCUGUCAAACUUCUAUUUGAAUCAAAGAAGAUUAUGUUAUCAGUAGUGAAAGAUUAGCUAUAACACAGUAAAAAGUUUGGAGACUUCUCUUAAUAAGUGCGAAUCAAAUAUAUACAAAUGCGAACUGUGAGAGUGCGUGGGAUGCCUAUGUGAUGGGAGGGGUAGGGUGAGUCGUGCGGCGCUCGGGCGCGGGCGCCAUGAACCCGCCGGCGCCCGGCAAGACGGCCACGCGCUCCUCAGGGUACAACCAGAAAGCGCUCGCCGAGAUACGAAACUCCCUACUCCCUUUUGCUAACAUCGGAAAUUCCGAGCCCCCUGGCUCCUCGGCAGCCAGUACUGUGAGCUCAGGAGUCAGUUCCGGCUUUAGCUCAUCAUCAGGGAAUGGGCUGGAUAAGGACUUGAGUGUACUCCCGCAGUCACUUAACCAGUUGAUAGCUCUGGGUUAUGAUGAAUUACAAAAAUCUUUUCAGGAUCCAGCAGUUAAAGCGCUCAAAUUCACCGGCGGUCGCUUCGACGCGGCACUCGAUUACCUUUCGAAAAAGCAGGAGCCGCUCAACGGCGUGCUCAAGUCGAGUAAUUUAAGCGCUCUCAGUACUAAGCUCAUAAGGAAGCCUAGUCUGGAGCGCGAGAUUAAUCUUCACAGAGGGAGUCCGGCGUUAGACUCCGGUGCGGGCAGCUCGCGAUCGGACAGUCCGCGGCAGUCCGACGCGCCGCCGCUGCCCCACGAGAAGUUGAGUCGGCAGUACUCGCCGUCGGGCUUUUCCGAGCCGCCGCCGCCGCCGCCGCCGCGAUGUCCGUCCACGCCGCCGGUGCCGCCCGCCGUGCAGCAGUACAUGAAGCGCAUCUCGCCCGCGCCGCCGCUGCCGCCCGCGCGCGGCACCAGCCCCGUGGCGCCCGGCGCGCCCGCCCCGCCCGCGCGCCAGCCCAUGGUGGUGCAGAACGGCCCGCAGGCGCAGCAGCAGUUCUCGCAGCAGAUCCAGGCGCUCAACAUGUACCAGGCGGGCGUGCCGGGCGCCGAGCUGCCCCCGCCCUACCCGCUCGCCGGCGUGCCCCCGCCGCCCUCCUACACGCUGUCCAUGCAGAACCGCCAGAGCCCCACGCAGUCGCAGGACUACAGGAAGAGCCCCUCCUCGGGGAUCUACUCGGGCGGCACGUCGGCCGGCUCGCCGAGCCCGAUCACGGUGACGCAAUCGACCGGCUCGUCGUCCGGCAUGACUCGGCCCACGCCCAUCCAGGCGUGGACCGCGAGGCAGGCCGUGCAGCCGCCCAUCAUAAUGCAGUCCGUGAAGAGCACGCAGGUGCAGAAGCCGGUGCUGCAGACGGCCAUCGCGCCCGUGGCGCCGGCGCCCGUGGCCUCCCCGGGGCCGCCGCCGCCGCCGUCCUACGCCUCCUCCAUCCAGCAGAAGCAGGCGCCGCCCAGCUACCCGCUGGCCCCCAAGCCGUCGUCCCCCGGCGCGCCGCCCGCGACCCCGGCCCCCGCCGCGCCCGCCGUCCCCACCACGGAGCCCCCGAGCUACGCGAUCACGAUGCAGGCCCUGGCCGUACAGCGCGGCAUGCAUCCCAUACCGCCCCCGCCCUACGGGAACCAGAGCGAUAACACUACGACAGUAAACUCCCACCAUUCGCCUCUCCAUAAGAAGUUCUCUAACAAUUGCGACGGCAAAGGCGAAGCUUCGCAGAUGGAACUCAAGUGUCCCAACCAGAACUGCAGUUUGAUGAAAGACAGCGCGCCCUCCGGCUCCGAUAAGAGUUCGAACGGAUCUUCGGAGAGGAGGCCGAAGGGCCCGUCCGAUAAGAUUCGCCAUCAGUCACCUAUCCCUGAACGUAAAAACAUCAGCAAAGAGAAGGAGGACGAGCGGAGAGACUGUAAAGUUAGGAACUACUCCCCGCAGGCGUUCAAAUUCUUCAUGGAGCAGCACGUGGAAAAUAUUCUCAAAUCCUAUAAGCAGCGCACGUACCGCCGCAUGCAAUUAGAAAAAGAAAUGACUAAAAUCGGGCUCAGCGUUGAGGCUCAGGACCAAAUGAGAAAGAUGCUGUCGCAAAAGGAGUCCAAUUACAUACGGUUGAAGAGAGCGAAAAUGGACAAGUCCAUGUUCAAUAAGAUAAAACCGAUCGGUGUAGGAGCGUUCGGGGAAGUGACGCUGGUGAGAAAGAUUGAUACUAGUCAUCUAUAUGCCAUGAAAACGCUUCGGAAAGCGGACGUUUUGAAGCGGAAUCAAGUUGCGCACGUGAAAGCGGAGAGGGACAUCUUGGCGGAAGCCGACAACGAGUGGGUCGUCAAGCUUUACUAUAGUUUUCAAGAUAAGGAUAACCUGUAUUUCGUGAUGGACUAUAUCCCCGGUGGCGAUCUGAUGUCCCUGUUAAUAAAACUGGGUAUAUUCGAGGAGAACUUGGCGAGGUUUUAUAUCGCCGAGCUGACGUGCGCGGUGGAGAGUGUGCAUAAAAUGGGGUUCAUUCACAGGGAUAUAAAACCGGAUAACAUACUCAUAGAUCGCGAUGGCCACAUCAAGUUGACCGACUUCGGUCUGUGCACGGGCUUCAGGUGGACGCACAAUUCAAAAUACUAUCAAAGGAACGAUCACGGUCGGCAAGACUCGAUGGACCCAGUCGACGGCGAGUGGGGUGCGAUGGGCGAAUGCCGCUGCCACCAGCUGAAGCCGCUUGAAAGGCGGCGGAAGCGAGAGCACCAGCGCUGUCUCGCUCACUCGCUAGUGGGCACACCCAACUACAUCGCGCCGGAGGUGUUGCAAAGAACGGGCUACACGCAGCUCUGCGACUGGUGGUCGGUAGGCGUCAUCUUGUAUGAGAUGCUGGUCGGAUCGCCGCCCUUCCUCGCCUCUACGCCCGCUGAGACGCAGUUGAAGGUGAUAAACUGGGAGAGCACCCUUCACGUCCCGGACGCGGCGAACCUCUCGCGGGAGAGCAAGGACCUAAUACUACAGCUGUGCUCAGGGCAGGAGACGCGACUGGGAAAGGACGCUAACGAGGUGAAAAACCACCCCUUCUUAAUGGGCAUAGACUUCGACAAAGGGCUCAGGAGACAAGGGGCACCCUACAUACCCCGGAUAGAAUAUCCCACAGAUACCUCGAACUUCGACCCGAUAGAUCCAGACAAGUUGAGGAAUUCGGGCAGCUCGGAUUCAAACAAAUCUGACAGUGAGCUACUCGACAACGGGAAAACCUUCCAUGGAUUCUUCGAGUUCACCUUCAGAAGAUUCUUCGAUGAUGGUUACACGAACAAAAUCAAUCUUGAUGACAACGAUAACCAGGGUCCUGUGUAUGUUUAAGUUAGCUGGAGGUUCCACAUUCAGUUUGGUAUCAGAUCAAUUCAUGAUCUUGUCAGAAUGACGUCAGAUUAAUUGUGUGUGGCUGAGAUCUGGACGUACAAUAGAGAAAAAGUUUAUAGAAAAUAAUGUUUUAAUGAAUUAUGUCAUAACAGAGAUAAGUUGCGAUGUCGAUAAUCUAGUCCGUAGCUUUUUACUUAAAAGCCCUACAUAAUAGAUUUACGACUGUAAAAACGGGACCUAAGAAACUAUAAUAUUAAUUUCAAAUAUUCCAAUCUUUUAAAAGUACCGGUUUUUGUUUUAAUACUGAAUUAUUUUUCAUUAGAAUCAAACAAACGUUAGACCAAAUUUCUCUAAAGCUUCAAUUUACGGCUCAACAACUGGCUUUACCUACCAUAAAACAGCAAAUUGAAUCCUUUACUUAAUUUUGGUUGGCAAGAAUAUGUUAUUUCACAGUUGAUCUCGAUGGAAGUAUCUGUCAACAAUAAGUUACGUCAUAACCAAGGCCGCGGACUGAACUGUCGCCAAACUGAACGUGCAACCUCCCACUAACGAGUGAAAGAGACACUAGAUAUCUCAUAAGGAUUCUCGCGAAGUGUGUGCCUUGACUCUCUCUCUAUUAAAGCGAUAGUUUUCCCCCUCCUGUAAACAACGUACAUAUAACGUAUUU
This is a messenger RNA of Pararge aegeria (speckled wood butterfly), 4228 nucleotides long. It is a transcript of the gene wts, whose product is annotated as serine/threonine-protein kinase Warts. NCBI's taxonomy places the organism in Eukaryota, Metazoa, Arthropoda, Insecta, Lepidoptera, Nymphalidae. Gene Ontology annotation, molecular function: ATP binding; protein serine/threonine kinase activity; protein binding. The record is from RefSeq and is a predicted model, not a curated record. Gene Ontology annotation, biological process: peptidyl-serine phosphorylation; G1/S transition of mitotic cell cycle; positive regulation of apoptotic process. The coding region runs from base 472 to 3561 and encodes 1029 amino acids. The transcript has 5 exons.